GCGACCUCACAGUCGAGUGCGAGACGUCGCGCAAGUAACAUCGUGUUCCAUGUCGCGUCCUCUUUCCUCAACGAAUUUUUGUUCAAUUUUUCAACGAUCAUCCUUCGAAAUUAUUAUUACUGCGCGAUUUCGAUACUCCUUAAACGUUCCGAGAACGAUCGAAAAAUACGUAACGAAUAAACGAACAGCUAAUUUGUUUACGCGGGAAUUUUCAGAUAACGGGGUCGAACUGCAAACACGUUUGUGUUCGGUAUAUUAGACUUUUCGAGCCCUAAGAACGAAUAUUUACAUAAAAACGACGGCCUGGCCAAUACGGAAAACUGGGAAAUAUUUUCGAACUGUCUUCUUUCAAAUAGCCAAGAAGCGCGUGGGUAGACCUACCGCAACAAGUCUUUCGAUAGCAUCGUUGCUGUUUUCCUUUCCCUCCUGCGAGUAUUAUCCUUUUCUGGUUCGUUAUGCAUAAACAUUGAUCGUUCCGCUACAUAGUAAAAGAGAGCAGCCAAAUAGCAUAUUUAGUGCAAAGUGUACGGACAAAAGUUUUGGUCAGCGUUCACGGCCAACCUGUUAGUCAUGUGGGAACGGUAAAAACCGUUCAGGCAGGAACUCUGGAAGAGCAGUUUCUCGGAAACGGUCGUCAGAAUAGUAAUAACGAUGUAGUGAAACCUGCUUCUCGUCGCUGCACAAGGAUACGCGGUGUUUCAACGAUCGUCCCUUUGAUCGUUCGUGCGUUGUGAUGUCUGCCGAUUUUACUAACGGUGCGUCCUUACGUGUACAUGCAAAAUGAUAUCCUGCUCGAAAAUAUGUUUUCGCGAUUUUUUCAUCGCAACGUUCUGACAUUAUUGGAAGAAAAGAGAAGAAAUUUCUAAGACGAUAGGGACGAGUCGUUUGUUUGUUGGGAUCAUGCGACGAUUUUGGAACGUUUCCGGAGGAUGGAGCGAUGGAAAGACAGGCAUGAGUGCAUUUCUGAUGAACGGGCUUCUAAUGCUGGGCUUCGUCGUAGCGACCAUGCGGGACACGAUGGCCCUUGGAUUUUCCGGACCGACACUAGUCAUGGAUCAGGACAUCCCUUCGAGGAUUUGCAAGUACAGCAGGGGGUACUCGAUGAUCCAAGUUCAUUGCAAGAAUUUAGGCCUCGAAUGGAUUCCUCCGAAUUUGAAGACGGAAAUUCAGGUGCUGGACGCGUCGGUGAACAGAGUGCGGAUGUUAACGAACGACAGUCUGGCGGCGUACACGAAUCUCGCCUACGUUUAUCUGAGCGACAAUUUCAUCCAGGAGAUCCAGGAGGGAGCAUUCGAUAAUCUACGAUACUUGAGGGUGAUCGAUCUGUCGACAAACGGCUGCGAUACCCUUCCUAAGAGUCUCUUCCAGUUACCAUAUCUCCAAAAGAUUUAUCUAGCCAAAAAUAGACUGAGCGACGACCUAUUCAAAAACAUGGAAGUGAAGUCUCCGUUGAUCUUCUUGCAGCUAGCGAAGAACAGGCUUAACAAGAUACCACAGCUGGGUCCGCUUCCCACGCUGUUGCACCUGAACGUUUCGGGCAACAGCAUUGUCUCUGUUUCUCCGGAGGAUCUAGCUUCCUUCUGUUCUUUACAGAUCCUUGACUUAUCUAAAAAUCCGAUCAAAUUCGACGCGAAUAACUGCGAGUGCCAGACGUUGAACGCGUGGCUGCGCGUUCGCGGAAUUCAUUCGCGACCAGUCUACAAUUGCACCGAAGAGCACGAAAGGGGAUGCACGAAACCGGAGUUCAGCAAUAGAACCACGGAACUGUACGAGCAGUGCUCGGAAAUACAGCGGGUGAAAGCGGAGACGGAAAAGGCCAGGAACACGUGGAUAUUGAUCGCCUGUUGCAUCUCUGGCUUCCUCUUCUGUCUGUUCAUUAGCUUGUUUUGGGUGCACAAGAGAAACAAGCGGAAGAAGAAGAAGCUGAAGGAAGAGCAGAGGCUAAACGCAAACAACGCAAAUACCGAGUUACUCAACAGUAAUUUAAACCAAUCGGAAAACACUUGAAACCUGGCCAUAGCGUCCAGUUGUCAAGCAGAGGUACCUACGAUCGAUUCGAUUCUAUGUUCGAUCGACAAAAAACGAACAAAGUGAGAAACAGGAAGACGAGAAGCAGAUGUUAGUUCGUCUAACUCUUAAAACAAAGAAAAAGACAUAUGUCGGAGCGAUUUUUUUUUCUAAAUGUACGUUGAUAUGUAUAAGGUGUUACGUGAGACUUCGAUCUUUCAUGAAUAUGAAAGUAUCCCGUAACAAGUGUGAUCUAAUAAAAAACGGAAGCGAUGGCGAAAAAUGUAGUAGGUAGAAAAUGCGGAAGAAAUUACUUUUGCGAGGCUUCGCGUUCAAGGAAACCGAUACGAAAACUUGCUUCCAACGUAUGUCGAUUCACGAACGUACAGAAGGAUUAAAACGGAUGUUGUCCCUGCUCGUAUUCGCACAGGAUAACCUUGCGAUAAGUUAUACUAUGGGAAUAUUAGGUUGCAGAAAUUCGAUCGAACGCACCGUGUAUUCGCCUGCGAAUUUCUAGUAUCAGUUUCCUGGAAUCUGAAGGCCUCGUUUCUAUGUGUUUCAUUCGGAAUUUGCAAGAUCGAUUUGCUAUCGGUUCGAAA
Messenger RNA from Bombus terrestris (buff-tailed bumblebee), 2606 nucleotides. It is a transcript of the gene Lapsyn, whose product is annotated as slit homolog 3 protein. Gene Ontology annotation, molecular function: protein binding. The record is from RefSeq and is a predicted model, not a curated record. NCBI's taxonomy places the organism in Eukaryota, Metazoa, Arthropoda, Insecta, Hymenoptera, Apidae. The transcript is spliced from 3 exons. Gene Ontology annotation, cellular component: extracellular matrix. Bases 901 to 2007 code for a protein of 368 amino acids.